Molecule: messenger RNA, 2041 nt
Organism: Macaca mulatta (Rhesus monkey)
Lineage: Eukaryota; Metazoa; Chordata; Mammalia; Primates; Cercopithecidae
Source: RefSeq, a predicted model, not a curated record
GAGCCAAUGGCCCCGUGUGUCUGCUAGGAGAGGGCGGGCAGCGCCGCGGCGCGCGCGAUCCGGCUGACGCAUCUGGCCCCGGUUCCCCCAGACCAGAGCCGGGCCGGGAGGGAGGGGGAAGAGGCGAGAGCGCGGAGGGCGCGCGUGCGCAUUGGCGCGGGGAGGAGCAGGGAUCUUGGCAGCGGGCGAGGAGGCUGCGAGCGAGCCGCGAACCGAGCGGGCGGCGGGCGCGCGCACCAUGGGGGAGAAACCCGGGACCAGGGUCUUCAAGAAGUCGAGCCCUAACUGCAAGCUCACCGUGUACUUGGGCAAGCGGGACUUCGUAGAUCACCUGGACAAGGUGGACCCUGUAGAUGGCGUGGUGCUUGUGGACCCUGACUACCUGAAGGACCGCAAAGUGUUUGUGACCCUCACCUGCGCCUUCCGCUAUGGCCGUGAAGACCUGGAUGUGCUGGGCUUGUCCUUCCGUAAAGACCUGUUCAUCGCCACCUACCAGGCCUUCCCCCCGGUGCCCAACCCGCCCCGGCCUGCCACCCGCCUGCAGGACCGGCUGCUGAGGAAGCUUGGCCAGCAUGCACACCCCUUCUUCUUCACCAUACCCCAGAAUCUUCCAUGCUCUGUCACACUGCAGCCAGGACCAGAGGACACAGGGAAGGCCUGCGGCGUAGACUUUGAGAUUCGAGCCUUCUGUGCUAAAUCACUAGAGGAGAAAAGCCACAAAAGGAACUCUGUGCGACUGGUGAUCCGAAAGGUGCAGUUUGCCCCAGAGAAACCCGGCCCCCAGCCUUCAGCAGAAACCACACGCCACUUCCUCAUGUCUGACCGGUCCCUGCACCUCGAGGCUUCCCUGGACAAGGAGCUGUACUACCAUGGGGAGCCCCUCAAUGUAAAUGUCCACGUCACCAACAACUCCACCAAGACCGUCAAGAAGAUCAAAGUCUCUGUGAGACAGUACGCCGACAUCUGCCUCUUCAGCACCGCCCAGUACAAGUGUCCUGUGGCUCAACUCGAACAAGAUGACCAGGUAUCUCCCAGCUCCACGUUCUGUAAGGUGUACACCAUCACCCCGCUGCUCAGUGACAACCGGGAGAAGCGGGGUCUCGCCCUGGAUGGGAAACUCAAACACGAGGACACCAACCUGGCUUCCAGCACCAUCGUGAAGGAGGGUGCCAACAAGGAGGUGCUGGGAAUCCUGGUGUCCUACAGGGUCAAGGUGAAGCUGGUGGUGUCUCGAGGCGGGGAUGUGUCUGUGGAGCUGCCUUUUGUUCUUAUGCACCCCAAGCCCCGCGACCACACCCCCCUCCCCAGACCCCAGUCAGGUGAGCACACCGCCCACCCCAAGCCCUCAGAGGGAGGGCCUCAAGCAGGGCCAGUGGAGGAAAACUGGCCCUUCCAGCACCCACCCCCACACCCCCUCUUCCCGUCCCCCCAGCCGCUCCGGAGACAGACGUCCCCGUGGACACCAACCUCAUUGAAUUUGAUACCAACUAUGCCACAGAUGAUGACAUUGUGUUUGAGGACUUUGCCCGGCUUCGGCUGAAGGGGAUGAAGGAUGACGACUAUGAUGACCAACUCUGCUAGGAAGCAGGGCGGGAAGAAGGGAGGGGAUGGGGUUGGAAGAGGUGAAGACAGGACCAAGAUCCCCACUGUCACUGGGGGAUUGUCCCAGCCUCUCUUCCCUUCCCCUCCACCUGGAAGCUUCUUCAACCAACCCCUUCACUCUCCCCCGCACCCCCCACCAUGAUACGCACUGGACCCUCUCUUGCUGAAUGUGGGCAUUAAUUUUUUGACUGCAGCUCUGCUUCUCCAGCCCCGCAGUGGGUGGCAAGCUGUGUUCAUACCUAAAUUUUCUGGAAGGGGACAGUAAAAAGAGGAGUGACAGGAGGGAAAGAGGGAGACAAAACUCCCACUCAACCUCACACCAACACCUCCCAUGAUCACUCCGUCUGCCCCCAUUCCUUCACGAGGAGACCCUUUGUGGACAAGGCUGUUUCUUUGUUUCUGAGCAUAAAGAAAAAAAUAAAUCUUUUACUAAGCAUGA